UGAUUCAUAAUAGGCCAACAUAGGUCUUUCCGACACUGCUCUUAUCGACAUGGUGGUCUCAAACAUACAACAACAACGUGCCAUAACCGAACAAUUACGUAGGGAGGCUGCUAUUAAAAGAAUACCUGUCUCGGAAGCAGUUGCUGACAUAGUCAAGUACAUACAAGAGCAUGAACAAGAUGAUUGCCUUGUAGUAGGAUUCAGUAAUCAACGUGUGAAUCCUUUCAGGGAAAAAAGCUCAUGUACCGUCGUUUAAUAAUGUAUUUGCCUGAAGAAUUGUAGUUUAUUAGGGUGCUGUUUCUACAUAUAAAUGAUGUUUCUAACUUUUAGUAAUCAUUAUUUAUUAUUUCUGUUCUGUGUUUGAUCAUUGUAUUAAUAUUUCACAGUAAUAAUUUAAGAUACUGUUUCCUAUCAGUGGACUAGUAAUUAAUGUAAUGAUUUUCUGAUCUAAAUUAAUAACUGUCUCUCAGGUAUUGUCCCUACUAAAUAUUGAUUUUAAUUGUAUCAUGUCGUAAUACAAGAAAUGGAAGUUUCAA
Molecule: messenger RNA, 536 nt
Organism: Agrilus planipennis (emerald ash borer)
Lineage: Eukaryota; Metazoa; Arthropoda; Insecta; Coleoptera; Buprestidae
Product: guanine nucleotide-binding protein subunit gamma-1
Exons: 2
Coding region: 50-256 (68 amino acids)
Biological process (GO): G protein-coupled receptor signaling pathway
Cellular component (GO): heterotrimeric G-protein complex
Molecular function (GO): G-protein beta-subunit binding
Source: RefSeq, a predicted model, not a curated record